GAAAAUCCGCGCUACGAAAAGGUUAUUAGCAUGGCAGUUCAUCAUUUCGUGCAACUAGACUUAGAUGCCAUCAUGAUCGCGUGCAAUGCACCAGGACGUAGUGCCUUCAACCGGAUUGAACGGCGUAUGGCGCCGUUAAGCAGAGCAUUGACAGGCCUGAUACUUCCGCACGAUCACUAUGGCACUCACCUAAACAGUCAGGGACAAACUGUUGAUAUAGAAUUGGAGAAGCAGAAUUUCUCAUACGCCGGCAAGGCUCUAGCAGAAGUCUGGUCAGAUACACUUAUUGAUGGACAUUUGACUGUAGCUGAAUAUAUAAAGCCUGAACAAUCUGAUAUCGAUCAGGCAUCGAUCAUCUCGAAGGACGAAAAGUGGUGCAGCCGACAUGUGCAUCAGUCUCAGUAUUUGCUUCAAAUACUCAAAUGUUCUGACAAUCGUUGCUGUAAACCAAGGCGUAGUUCUCUGUUUCGAUUUCUGCCCAAGGACGGCUUGCCACCACCGUCGCCUAUAAUACAGUCAAACGAAGGAUUGAAACACGCCAACAUCAACGAUAUUGAAACUAUGCGUCAUUAUUCGUGA
Messenger RNA from Bradysia coprophila, 579 nucleotides. RefSeq lists its product as uncharacterized. NCBI's taxonomy places the organism in Eukaryota, Metazoa, Arthropoda, Insecta, Diptera, Sciaridae. The record is from RefSeq and is a predicted model, not a curated record.